UUUGUUGUUGUGGUUGGCCUCUGUUGGAUUUGGUUUGGACUAUCCUCGCGAGAGAAUCCUCAUCUUCCCGCCUCUCUCUCUCUUUGAAUCUCCUCCUUCUUCUUCUUCAACCCUAAGGAGACAGAGAGAUAGAGAGAGAGAGAGCGGUGAGAGAAUCGAAGAGAUACACAUAUUGAUCUGAUUGAGAUUGAGUGUUAGAAAAUGGAUACGCCGCCAAAAACUGUAACCCAGAUCGGGACUCCAAUUUCUAAACUCAAAGUCGAGAAUUCUCCAGUGUUCAACUUCAUAAACAGUUUGUCACCAAUCAAACCUGUCAAAUCCAUACCAAUUGCUCAAACUUUUGGCUCUCUCAGUUUCUCAUCUCCUCCUUCUGUUUUCACUUCUCCUCACGCGGCUUCUCACAAAGGAUCUCGUUUCAAAAGUCAUAAUAACUCUUCCAAAGAUGAAUCUGCUUCUAACGCAGAACUUGCUUCCAUUGGAGAAGAAGUAGAAGUAGAAGAAGCUUCAAUCGAAAUCGAACCGAGCACACAAAUCAUCAAGAAUGACUGUAUUACUGCUACUACUCCUAAAGUUGUCAAUGAUGGUUCUUGUAAAGAUGGUGAAAUGGAUCUGCAGAAGAUGUGUGACCACAAUGUUAAGCCGAAAAGCAAAACUCCAGAUUGGGGUUCUCUGUUUUCGGAUUCCGAACUUUUGAUUUAUGGCUCACCGAAUGAUUCAGAGGCUUAUAGAUGCUUCUUGCAGAGACAAUCAAACUCGGAAACACGUUUAAGUGGUGGUAAAAAGCUUACAUUGGAACCUGUUUCGAAUAGCAAUGAACCUGAGUCCUCAGAUGCUCUGCAUCGUGGUGUGAGAAGACGCUGCCUAGACUUUGAGAUUCCUGGGAAGAAUAAGCAAACGUCAGGCGAAUCUUCAUCGAGAUGUGUAGUACGUAACAUUGGUCUUCAUCUAAACGCCAUUGCAAUGUCCUCCAAGGAUAGCAAUGUUGCUAAUGAGUACUCGUUUUCUGGAAACAUAAAAGUCGGUUUGCAAAGUUCUACUACUCCAGUUUUUCACUCACACGACAUUGUUAGAGAAAAUGAAACCCGGGAAGAUGCAACAGCUCAAGGUAUAGAAGAGGUUCAAAAGUCUUCAGCUUUAGUAGAAUUGAAUCAAAGCAGCCCAAAGAAGAAAAGGCGCAAGUCUGAACAAGCAGGAGAUGGCGAGUCAUCUUGUAAACGGUGCAACUGCAAGAAAUCCAAGUGUUUGAAGCUUUACUGUGAAUGCUUUGCUGCUGGAGUUUAUUGCAUUGAGCCAUGUUCAUGUAUAGAUUGCUUCAACAAACCAAUCCAUGAAGACACUGUCUUAGCUACUCGCAAACAGAUUGAAUCAAGAAAUCCGCUUGCAUUUGCUCCUAAAGUCAUCAGAAACUCUGAUUCCAUCAUGGAAGUUGGUGAUGAUGCGACCAAAACUCCAGCUUCAGCGAGACACAAACGAGGCUGUAACUGCAAGAAAUCAAACUGUCUGAAGAAAUACUGUGAAUGCUAUCAGAGCGGAGUCGGUUGUUCCAUAAACUGUAGAUGUGAAGGAUGUAAGAAUGCAUUUGGCAGAAAAGAUGGGUCUUCAUUUGUCGCCAUGGAUAUUGAACAUGAUGACGAAACAGCGAAACCACAACAUCACGCCGAGUUGUUCAAUUCUGUUCCAAUUCCACCUUCAACACCAAUGCCAUUAAGGCAACCAUUGGCUCAACUUCCCAUCUCAUCCAACAACGUUCUGCUUACUCAACAGUCUCAACAUUUUCAUGGAGCUUCCUUAUACAAGUACCAAUCUUUCUGGAAGCAAGACAUGAGUUUGUUGUCUCAUUCAAGGAUUGAGACAAUCACAGAGGAGAGAGCAGAGGAUACUGAGAAUCUAAUCCAGUCUCCAAUAACUACAAAUAUAAAUGCCGUAUCUCCCAACAGCAAAAGGGUUUCUGUGUCUCAUCUCGAUUCAUCAGAGUCGAGUCCAUGGAGAAGAAAUAGUGGAAGGAAGCUGUUACUGUCAAUUCCAACUUUUCCUUCUCUCACUCCACACCACUAAAAAUUCUUUGAAUCUUUGAACUGUGAUGAAGUCAACUUCUAGUUGGUAGUUUAACUUACACAACAGCAUACGCAAAACAUACGUUUUUAUUAGUUUAGUAGUAGCAUAGUUGCGUUUGUUUUGCGAAUGGUUGUGUAAUAAAAAAAGUUUAGUCAUUUAUCAUAGUCAAGAUGUGGAUGGUAAAAGCUUUUAACUGACAUAAAUUUGUCUAAUGUUUUUUUACAAAACAACUAGCGUUUGUCCACAAGUUAGUGUAAUAAGAAAGCUUUAAAGCAUUAAG
Messenger RNA from Eutrema salsugineum, 2335 nucleotides. RefSeq names its product protein tesmin/TSO1-like CXC 3. The record is from RefSeq and is a predicted model, not a curated record. Bases 202 to 2055 code for a protein of 617 amino acids. Gene Ontology annotation, molecular function: DNA-binding transcription factor activity. The transcript is spliced from 9 exons. NCBI's taxonomy places the organism in Eukaryota, Viridiplantae, Streptophyta, Magnoliopsida, Brassicales, Brassicaceae.